AUGUCGAAUCUGUCGCCGACUCCUCCAACACCAAAAGGCCCUCGUAACAACCGGCGCAACCCAAAACGAAAUGCGACGCCGACUACACAAAGGGCAACUCUGUUAACGACUCCUCCCUCGUCGCCUCCGAGGAACAUGAGCCCAGGAGGAACAGCCACUGAUUCCUCUGCCAACCUAUCCAAGAAGAAAAGUGGCCGGUCCAACAAGAAGCCACGAGAUUUAUCUAAGGCUUCACCGACGCAAAGAAACGGCCACCGCCGCACAUAUUCACAUUCUAACAAUAUCACCACGCCUCAGCUAAAAGAUAGCCCUCACUAUGCUGGCCCGACGUUCCAUGCCUCCCCAGCUCCCUCCUCCCUUCCAAUUCCGAGCUUUUUUUCAAAAUCGGUACCAGAUCCCGAUCUUGCCCCGGCAAUAGAAGCAGAUGGCGAUAAAUACGACGUUGGGCCGGGAUAUGAGGCGACGCCCUCAAAGCUGAGGCCACGCGCUCAGUUCCAAACCGAAGAGCCGCAGUCAACACCUUUGGAUUUCCUUUUUAAAGCUGCGGUUGAAGCUAGAAAUUCUCAGCCACAGUAUAGUCCCGAGGCAAGCAUCAAGAUUCGCUCCCCACAAACAGACUCCAAGACCCUGCCGCAACGCAAACCCAAUGGCUCUACAGAAGGGUCAUUGCCGUUGGGGGUAGUCUAUCCGGUACCCCAUAACUCGCAGAUAGGGCCCUCAUUUGCUACACCUUACAAAGAUCGCAUGAACGCAUUACGAUCCGCCAGUUCUCCCUCCCACUCCGUGGUAGAACUUGAUGAGGACCAACGAAGAGCCAAAACUGAGGCCCUGAAGGAUUUGUUACUCAAUCCGCGUCCUCAGAGGCCCUCGUAUGUGUCAAAAUCCUGUAGUCAAACUAACGGUGUCAACGAGCAGCCUACCCCCAUUGGCAAUGUGCCUCAUUUUGCGACUGUACUCAGGACAGCCUCUGGCCCGUCAGCAACUCUUUAUAACAACGUGCUGCCGGGGCAGAAUCAGUCAACGGUUGGGAACGGUUGGCAGUCACCAUUUUCCAAUUCAUAUACUAUUAACCCUCAGCCCUCUCAGGGUCAACCCUCAACCUCCAACAAAGGGGCUCUUUCAUCAAUCCCAGGGAACACAGCAAACGUCUCAGGAGAGAAAUGCUCUUCUCCAGUAUACAAUCAGACUAAAUUCGACAUCAAUUCCAUGCAGGGUCCAAAUCAUCCGCCAGUUCAUCAAUCACCUACGUCACGAGUUUCAAACACGUCCACCAAAGCUCUCGACACCAAGAAAAUGGAAGACGAUCUGCGGAGGAUUCUGAAGCUUGAUGUGAAUCCAGGCCUGCCGUCCAACAGUAUUCAGAGUUCAUUUGCUUAA
Molecule: messenger RNA, 1377 nt
Organism: Aspergillus oryzae RIB40
Lineage: Eukaryota; Fungi; Ascomycota; Eurotiomycetes; Eurotiales; Aspergillaceae
Product: proline-rich nuclear receptor coactivator motif-containing protein
Exons: 1
Coding region: 1-1377 (458 amino acids)
Source: RefSeq, a predicted model, not a curated record